Fusarium proliferatum ET1 is the source of this 1941-nucleotide messenger RNA. RefSeq lists its product as uncharacterized. The transcript is spliced from 5 exons. Gene Ontology annotation, molecular function: ATP binding; zinc ion binding; glutamate-tRNA ligase activity. The record is from RefSeq and is a predicted model, not a curated record. Gene Ontology annotation, biological process: glutamyl-tRNA aminoacylation. Lineage: Eukaryota; Fungi; Ascomycota; Sordariomycetes; Hypocreales; Nectriaceae. Bases 1 to 1941 code for a protein of 646 amino acids.
AUGAGGCCCUUGUUAAGCCACCCAACGAGGCUUUCAAGAAACUUUAUACAAUACCUCGUUCUAUAUCGACCAAUACCUCUCCUUGCUCGUCGUAACUUCACAAGCUCUGUUGGUCGUCAACAUGAUCAAAAUUCUGAUAUAGCGAAGAAGGCUUCUCAAAGUCCUCCAGAAGAACUCAAUGAACAAGGGGGAAAACAUGAUCGAUCCAUUAAGAAGCCAUCAAGACUUGCGGCUCUAAAAAAACGUGAUCAGAAUGUUGGGAACAAGGAUACCAAGGUCAAAGAGGGAGAAGCAAAUCAGCGAUAUAUCCUUGGACAAUCAGCCAAUAAGCCAAUCCGUACACGUUUUGCACCGUCACCUACUGGAUAUCUGCACCUCGGCUCUUUGAGGACCGCCUUGUUCAACAAUUUGGUGGCCAAGGCUACAGCAGGCGGUGAUUUCAUUAUUAGAAUUGAAGAUACUGAUCAAAAUCGGUUGGUGCCCGAUGCUGAAGAAAGAAUCUUCAAAGAUCUCGAAUGGGCCGGGCUUGAAUGGAGUGAAGGUCCUGACAAAGGAGGUCCAUAUGGCCCCUAUCGACAGUCGGAACGUCUAGAGACAUAUAAAGAACACACGCAAACCUUGCUCGAAAAUGGUUCUGCCUAUCGUUGCUUUUGUGAUCAAACAGUCCUCGAAGCCCAGAAACGAGCUCUUCACGAAGCUGGCAAGUCUACAGCCUACCCUGGCACAUGUCGUACUCUGCCGCGCUCUGAGUCCGAUGAGCGAGCCGCCAGGGGUGAAGCUCAUAUCGUUCGGCUUGACUCUACUCGCUUCGGCACGCCAAAGUUCAAGGAUGCUAUCUACGGGCCUUUUCAGAAGAAGGAGCCCGAGGAAGACUUUGUUCUCAUGAAAAGGGAUGGGUAUCCUACGUACCAUCUUGCCAAUGUAGUUGAUGACCAUUUGAUGAAGAUUACACAUGUCAUCCGUGGUGAAGAAUGGCUCAUCUCGACACCCAAGCAUCUGGCCCUCUAUGAAGCUUUCGGCUGGGAGCCCCCGACCUUUGCUCACCUGGGCCUCCUCGUUAGUAACAACGGAUCUAAGCUUAGCAAGCGCGAUAGUAGCGUUGACCUGUCUACGUAUAUGGACCAGAACGUCUUCCCUAUGGCUUUACAGGCGUGGCUUGCUAACCUAGGUGCAUCUAUGAAGAGAGAUGCGAAGACACCGAGAACUCUCAGUGAUGUCGCCGAGAAUUUGACUUACAAGUUCACCCGAGGUGGUAUCAAACUCAAUCCAACUAAGCUCGACUUCUUCCAGCACGAGUAUCGAAAUCUCCUUACGAAAACACCUUUUGCCGACCACACAUCUCGCGAGCAGGAGCUCAUAAGAGAUUACCUAGUGACUCCCCUUGUCAACGAAGUUCAUGCCAUAACCGCCUCCUCUCAGUCCAUUUCUGAUGACUACAAGCCCAUCCAACCCACAGGCACCGCUCUCGACUGGCCCGCCCCGUUAUCUCCUGUUCCAGCUAUGCUUUCGUCUGAAUCUUCUCAGUCAUAUACUUCCAAGAUCAUCUUUCAAGAAACCGUACGAUAUGCCUCUGUGGCUAACUUGGCACGUUUGCUACCGUACUUCUUUUGGCGCCCUCCUACUGAUAUUUACCGAGCGGCCAUCGUCAGCGAGACCCCGCGCCUCGACUUGCUUGAAAUGGUCAACAAGACCGUGCAAGGAAAUGAAGACUGGGAAACGGCCGUUGACCGCUUAUUUGAGAGCAUCCCUUCAGACCAGGCUCCCGACCUACAUGCUAUUCUUCGCCUAAUUGCAAUCGGUGAUUCACAGGCCGUUAGCAAGUCGUCCCGCAUUCUGUUUGAUGUGUUGGGUCAAGAUGAGUGGCGAUACCGUGCCAAUCUCGUGGCUUCUUUGCUCGGUGAACUAGAAUCUAGUGGCCAACUCUCCGUCAGUGCUGGAUAG